This is a messenger RNA of Phymastichus coffea, 1645 nucleotides long. Its product is annotated as succinate--hydroxymethylglutarate CoA-transferase. The record is from RefSeq and is a predicted model, not a curated record. Gene Ontology annotation, molecular function: catalytic activity. Lineage: Eukaryota; Metazoa; Arthropoda; Insecta; Hymenoptera; Eulophidae. Bases 204 to 1493 code for a protein of 429 amino acids. The transcript has 3 exons.
UACGCACCGUAGAGAAAUGUUAAUUCAUUUAUGGAACUGUCCCACUUCGCUUACGUCGUAAGAUAAGACUGCUUUCUUUUUAUAAAAUUUAUCUUUUGGAUUCUCGAUUUAUUUAACGGAUUUCUGACAUUAUUCUGAGUUCGACGCUGUUCUGAUUAAUUUAUAAAUAGUUUACGCAGUUUUUCUAUAAAAAACUCGUGAUAAUGAUGCGUUUUAUGACAUUGUAUUUUUGCUCAGUGUCGAAACUAAAAAGUGCAAACAGUUUUUUAUUGAAAAGUUUGUACUCUACUAGUUCUGAUGAUAAAUCUCCUUUAAAUGGGAUUCGAGUGCUGGAUCUCACUAGAAUUAUUGCUGGGCCAUAUUGCACUAUGAUUCUUGGAGAUUUGGGAGCUGAAAUUUUUAAAAUUGAAAAACCUGGUGUUGGGGAUGAGGCUCGUAAAUGGGGUCCUCCUUUUUUCGAGAAUACCAAAGAGUCAACUUAUUUUGCUGCAGUGAAUCGUAAUAAAAAAAGUGUGUGUGUAGACUUAAAGAAAGGAAGAGAUAUAAUUUAUGAGUUAGUCAAAAAAUGUGAUGUUUUGGUUGAAAAUUAUGUGCCUGGCAAACUAUCAGAAAUGGGAUUGAGUUAUGAUCAAAUAAAAGACGUGGCACCUCAUUUAAUAUAUUGUUCACUUACUGGUUAUGGGUAUGAAGGACCAUAUUCCAAAAGGCCUGGUUAUGAUGUUAUAGCAGCUUCCUUAGGUGGUCUAAUGCAUAUUACAGGACCAAAGGAUGGACCUCCAUGUAAAGUUGGUGUAGCAGUAACUGACUUAGCAACAGGAUUGUAUGCUCAUGGUGCAAUCAUGGCAGCUCUUUUACAAAGAAUCAGGACUAACAAGGGCCAAUGGAUUCAAUGUAAUCUUCUAUCAACUCAAGUAGCAAGCCUUAUUAAUAUUGGUUCAAAUUAUCUUAAUGCUGGCAAAGAAGGAUCCAGAUGGGGUUCUGAACAUGAAAGUAUAGUGCCUUAUGAAGCUUUUUCAACCAAAGAUGGUUAUAUGACAAUAGGAGUUGGAAGUGACAAACAAUUUCAAGACUUAAUGAAGAAACUCAAUUUGUUAAGUUUAGCAUUUGAAGAAAAAUUUAAAACUAAUACCAGUAGGGUAAGAAAUAGAGAUGAAUUACUAAAAUUACUGCGAGGAAAAUUUCUGGAGAAGACAAAUGAUGAAUGGAAUAGAAUUUUAGAAGGUUCUUCUUUCCCUUAUGGGCAAAUAAAUAAUAUGAAACAAGUAUUUGAAGAUUCCCAUAUUCAACAUAUAAAAUUAAUUAAAGAAAUAGAUCAUCCUGUUACCAAAAAAAUGAAGGUUGUAGGACCACCUGUUCAAUAUUCAUUUGCAAAAAAUGCCGUACGAUUGCCUCCACCAGUAUUGGGUCAACAUACAACAGAAGUCUUAAAAAAUAUUUUAAAUUACUCUGAUAAAACUUUAGAAAGUUUAAGAAGAAAUAAAAUUAUUGAAUAAUUUUUUUAUCAGGAAAUUAUUUAUAAAAUGUAUUGUUAUUUACAUAUUUUAUAAAGGUUUUGGAAUAAAUUUAUUUUUACUGCAAAUAUUUAUUUCAUUGCAAUACUUGAACUUUUUUGUUGAUGGGACCGUUUCAUUAUGUAAUUAGACAA